Messenger RNA from Nematostella vectensis (starlet sea anemone), 4598 nucleotides. RefSeq names its product vegetative cell wall protein gp1-like. The record is from RefSeq and is a predicted model, not a curated record. NCBI's taxonomy places the organism in Eukaryota, Metazoa, Cnidaria, Anthozoa, Actiniaria, Edwardsiidae. The transcript is spliced from 5 exons. Bases 1618 to 2865 code for a protein of 415 amino acids.
UUUUGAAAUACUUGGCUUAAAACGAUUUGUUUUGUCAAUUGUUCAUUGAGCGUGAAAUUUUUAUUCAAAUAUUUGAUCUCUCGUUUUGACAAACUUCGAUUUCGUAGUUCAAAUGCGGGAAAAGUAUAAAGAAAUCCUGAUCGAUAAGUACGAUGAUCUAUCACGUGUGGACUGCUUCGAUCGUUCAACGUGAUCCGAAAUAUUUCUGAAAUAAGCUUACAAAAGCAAUGGAGCAUAUAUUAGCUACCAUGCGAUAAUACUCUCGUCCAUGGUCCCCAUACAGCUGCUUUAGUUCAAGAAGAAAGGUUCCCAAGUCAAAGUUGCACGUCUAAACCAUCCCUGUUACAUUAUCUUCGGCUGCUAAACUGUUAUAGACAAGUUGGCUUAAAUAUGCGUACCAAAUGUACUAAUAUGUUAUUAUAAACCAAAUAUAUAUUCCGAAUACCAUGCUUUCUAUCAGCGCUAUUUUAAAAUUCAGGAUAAAUUGCAGGAGUGAUAUUAGACAUCUAUUUAGAUACUUCAUCCAUCCUUAUGCAGGACUCCCGGAUAUUGUGAUAUUAUCAGAUAGUUUCUAAUCAGAUGCUAUUAGAUAUCCAUUUAAAGAUACCCUCAAGAUACCCUCCUCCUCUAUGCGGGACCCCGAACUCGAUAUUAAAUAUAAUUAUCCUCAUUUUUACUAAGAGAUUACAUUGCCAGCAAUAGUUUACACAGAAUAUAUAAAAAUAUAGAUUUUUUUAGUGAUAUGUUAUGAAAUUCUGUUUAUGGUAAUGUUAUGCUUACUUUACAGGCCAUGCAAACUUUACAGGCCAUGCAAAAAAAACCUUUAAUAUAUUGUAACACAUUUUAUUACUUUUUUAUUAAAAGACAAACCACAAACACCAAACAAGAAGAUAGUACCACGGCUUAAGGCCUGUCCAGAAUGUGGUACAAAUUGUCCUACUGCAUGUCGCAGCUGCAAAAAUGAAAACUGCUCAUACAUUUUUGCAAAGAAGGUCAAGUCGAACCAUGAUGCUAUUGAAAAGAAAGGGACAACCAACCCAACCAAUCAAAAAGACAUGAUGUAUUAUAGGGUGUGUGAUAUUAACAAUUACAAUAACAUUUUUCAUUUAUUAUAUACCAAGUGUCAAAGUUCACGUUUUCUAGUAUCUAAUUUUGGUAGAGGGUGCAUCACCUGAACUUGAAGAAAUUUGACGGUUUCCCCAGGCAACAAUGAUGGCAACAGUACAAUUUAAGUUCUGUGAAUUAAACUAAACCGGAAGUCACACAACUUUUGCAUUCAUUCAUGUCAAUAUUUACAAAUGGUUUACAUAGAGUUUGCUUUUUAUUCCCUCACAUUUUGCAUUCACAUUGUGACACUUUCUAUGAUAAUAAAGCUUUCAUUGACUGGAACCUUGGGAAAGCAUUGUUUUGUGUUAAAAUAGGACAACAAAACCUGCUGUUUCCCUCAGUCCCAGUCAAUAAAGUGUUAAUUAAUAGGUUUUCUUAAAGGUGCCAGCUCAACCACACUGCGCACCAUGUGCAGAUAAACGUGUGUAUGCAGAACCACCAUAUCGCAUUUGGAACCUCUGUGUGUGAGCAAAAGAAGGGUAAGGUGCCAGCUCAACCACACUUUGCACCAUGUGCAGAAAAACACAUGUAUGCAGAACCACCAUAUCGCAUUUGGAACCUCUGUGUGUGAGCAAAAGAAGGGCAGACGUCCUGCAUCAGAAACACCAAAAUGACAUUGUCAUUUUGACAUUUAAAAAACAUGGUCUGGGCACAACAGUAGAGUGCUAUGGCACAGAAGGUGCCGGUGCAGCCUUUGUUGGGCACGAGGGAGAGAAGCCUGCCCAUGAACUUGGGAAAAUGGUUAAGAAAAUGUUUGAGACGUUUAUGGAAGAAUACAGGAAGAAAAACAGGGUACCUGAUCCAGAACCACCACAACCCUUCAGUUUUCAAGAUGGUGCAACAGGUGGACCAAUGCUAGGCGCACCUUCAACAGCUAUGCCACAUGCUGCUGCUGCCACUCCAUCUAGCACAACACAAGUGCCACCAGCACCUACAACAUCUGGGCAACAGCCACCAGCACCUACAACAGCUACGCCACAGCCAACAGCACCUACAACAGCUACGCCACAGCCAACAGCACCUACAACAGCUACGCCACAGCCACCAGCACCUACAACAGCUACGCCACAGCCAACAGCACCUACAACAGCUACGCCACAGCCAACAGCACCUACAACAGCUACGCCACAGCCACCAGCACCUACAACAGCUACGCCACAGCCACCAGCACCUACAACAGCUACGCCACAGCCAACAGCACCUACAACAGCUACGCCACAGCCAACAGCACCUACAACAGCUACGCCACAGCCACCAGCACCUACAAAAGCUGGGCAACAGCCAACAGCACCUACAACAGCUACGCCACAGCCAACAGCACCUACAACAGCUACGCCACAGCCAACAGCACCUACAACAGCUACGCCACAGCCACCAGCACCUACAAAAGCUGUGCCACAGGCUACUGCUACUCUUUGUAGCACAACAAAAUCUACUUUGUCAGCAUCAGCAUCCCCACCGCCCUUCACUGUCACAUCUAAAACAGAUACGGUAAUGUAUAAAAAGGAUGAUAUCUGGUUGGCUGCUGGGAUUUUGAUGCCACAUUUAACUACCCUCCAUGGCCAUGAAAUCCCCCCGAACCAUGUGUGUGUUCAGCUCACAUCAGUCAAGGAUAACGUGGAAGCCCCUCUUGUUUUAGGGAAUAGCGUGGAGAACAGAUAUUUGCAAAAGGGGAUGUUCUUUGCUCUACCAAAGGAUUCCUUGUGUAAAGCAGUAAUGGUAGGCCUGAACAGGUUAGCUUUACAGAAAUUGUGUUGAUGCACUAAACGUUUCUCCAGCAAAUCAUGGUGCCCCUGUAAGUUAUGACUUUGUUGGGUUUUAUUUGGCUGUAUAUCAAAUAAACCUCCAUACAUUACCUGGCUAUUUGCGCACUUACUCUCAAAUGAUGCUUUGCAAGUUUAGGAGCUACAUCGGCCAUCAUCCACGUGUUGCUGGAGAAACGUUUGCUAAAACAGGUGUUAGAUUUACCACUUGGCUUAAAUUGCACCCUAGUUCCCAAAGUUGUGUGAGGAACUUAACGAUUUCCGCAUAAAAAUAAUUUUAUAGCAGUUUUCCCCUAACCUUUUGCGCAAAAACUGGCUAUAAAAUCAUCUUGAGAAGGAAAUCGAGAAUUAUAUCCAGAUAGACAUAUUUAUUUCGCACUUCUAGCAAUGUUCAUAUAGUAUAUCGUUAUGUAUUUGAGGGAGCAGGCCCCCUGGAAUAACUAUUCAGCUAACGGAGCCAGGGCGCUCAAAGUUGGUGUUUCAUCUUCAUAUUUUUUAAAUAUUUAUUCAUCGGUGACUAGGGUGCAAUUUAAACAAAGUGAUAAAAUCAAAACGUUUACCGCCAAGAAAUCCCGAAUCGGACUCCAUACCUCUGUUUUUCAUUAAAAAAAUAUAUAUAUGAAAAAUAAUUAGAAAUUGAUGCACAAAUUUACACAUCCGCGUAAUUGUAUCUAUAAAGAUUGUUGUGGAAACCACUCUAUAUCUACAUUUUUAAAUUAGCCACUUACUCUCUGAUUGUCCCUUAGUAAGGUGAUUAUUUAUGAUUCUGAGACAGCUUAGAUACAAGAUAUAUUUUUACAAAAAUGUAAUAAAUUCAUUAUAUAAAUUUAUUUUAUUUUGUACAGGUAGGGGCUUUUACAUCAGUUACAGUUAUUACAUUUUGAUGUCGCUGUCAAUUUUUUCACUUAUCAAAGUGAUUAUUUUCUGAAUAUUUAACAGCAGAGAUUCAAGAUGCAUAUAUCAUAUAUUUUUAUAAAAAUCAAAUUAUUUAAAUUUCCGAAAUAAUUACUGCUGUUUUCUCAAUUCUGUGAACUCUCACAUGUAGCACUGAGGCUUAGUGACGUGAGGCAGGAGGUGGGUUUAACAUUGUAAAUCAUUAGCGAGAAUUCGCAGAAUCAUGGAAACUGCAGUAAAUUAUCAAUUUUUUUAAGCUUUACUUAUGGAAGAACACUUUUUAUGAACUUAUUUUUGCAAAUGCGCGAGUCCCUUUCCCUUUUAUAUCAUUUAUACACCUGCCUGUUUUAGACUUCUUCUCUCUUGCAUUUGAAAAGUGGAACAAACUUUCUGCAUUUUAACAAAGAGCUCUCAGAACAAAAAUGGUGACCAUUUGCCAACUUCAACUCAAAUUAUUUGUACCUAGGGUUUGAGCACCAAUCUAUGGAGUGCAAAAUAUUUAUAUUGCCAUUAAACUAAAAAAACGUUUCUGUGAUUUCAUGUAUUGGGAUGACAAAGGCAGCGAAGUAUUACAUUGCCGCGGUGCAAUUUUGACCAUGAACCACCAUUCUCCCAAAUGAAAAGUGUUCUCCUUUUUUUAAAAAAAUUGUAAUGGUUUUUAUUAUUUUUACAGAGAGAGAUAUCUAUAUUGAAGAGUUAUUUUUAUAAAACUAUUUAUAAAUAUGUCAUAAAAUUCACAGAACACAUUAUUAAAAUAGUACUUUAUUACAAUUUUAUUUACAAAUUCCUUCAAAUAUCUAGUUUUGUUGACAUUAAAUAAAAAGUAAAAACAAA